Tribolium castaneum (red flour beetle) is the source of this 2711-nucleotide messenger RNA. It is a transcript of the gene Syn, whose product is annotated as Synapsin. Gene Ontology annotation, biological process: neurotransmitter secretion. The annotation marks the transcript as partial. Gene Ontology annotation, molecular function: ATP binding; metal ion binding. The transcript has 6 exons. NCBI's taxonomy places the organism in Eukaryota, Metazoa, Arthropoda, Insecta, Coleoptera, Tenebrionidae. The record is from RefSeq and is a predicted model, not a curated record. Gene Ontology annotation, cellular component: synaptic vesicle membrane; synaptic vesicle.
CGGGGGCGGCUAAAGAGAGCCGGCAAAAUUUCCGAGUGCGGCAAAUACUGCGGCCCCACCGCAAACGGCCCCACCAUUUCGUUCAGCAGCUUUAGACAGUCCUUCACCUCUAAUGUCAAUUACCUGAAAAGACGUUUCAGCUCCGGGGAUUUAUCCUCGGAGUGUGAAGAUGGCGAAGCGCCGGUUGAUCCGUAUUCGAAGGCGCCCCCCGUCACUGCGCAGCCACAGGCUCCUCCACCACCGCCCCCAUCUCAGACAUCGACCGUCGGUGAUUUGUCGCUCAAUCUUCGACCAGGCUCCAAGACGACGAGUGCCCCAAGCAGUCCUGCCAAGUCCCGCGAGUCUCUCCUACAAAGAGUGCAGUCUUUGACAGGACAGGCUCGAGAUCAAGGGGCUUCGAUUUUAGGAGCUGCAGUCUCUAGUGCGACUAGAGUGACAUCCUCGGUUUCUGGAAGAUAUCUCACUUUGCUCGUUGUCGAUGACCAGAACACGGACUGGUCGAAGUAUUUCCGGGGGAAAAGGAUUGGGGAUUAUGACAUUAGGGUGGAGCAAGCCGAGUUUAAGGAAAUUACGGUCACGGCCAAUUCGGAGGGGGCUAAUGUGUCAAUGGCGGUGUUUAGAGGCGGGACAAGAGUUGGGAGGUCAUUCCGACCCGAUUUCUUGCUGGUUCGACAAAACUUGAAGGACGCAGGCGAAAACUACAAGAAACUGUUACUGGCACUAAAAUUUGGAGGCGUCCCAAGCAUCAAUAAUUUAAACUCAAUUUACAACUUCCAGGACAAACCGUGGGUUUUUGGCCAUUUAGUCCAACUCCAGAGAAGACUUGGAAAAGACAGCUUUCCACUCAUCGAACAGACCUUCUAUCCGAACCACCGAGAAAUGAUAACCGCUCCUCGCUUUCCCGUCGUAUUAAAAAUCGGGCACGCCCAUGGCGGUCUGGGCAAGGUGAAAGUGGACAACAUCAACGAUUUCCAAGACAUGGCGAGCGUCGUCGCCGUCGCGAACACCUACUGCACUGUUGAACCUUACAUCGACUCCAAAUACGACAUCCAUGUCCAGAAAAUCGGCAACAACUACAAAGCCUUCAUGCGCAAAUCCAUCUCCGGAUGUUGGAAGACCAACACGGGCUCAGCUAUGCUGGAACAGAUCUCGAUGCCGGAACGCUACCGUUCUUGGAUUGAUGAAGUCUCUGAUUUGUUUGGAGGAUUGGAUAUCUGUGCUUUGGAGGUCGUGGUGGGGAAAGACGGGAGAGAGUUCAUAAUCGAAGUGAAUGACAGCGCACUGACUCUUCUGGGGGAUUCACAAGAGGAGGAUCGGAGACAUAUUGCCGAUUUGGUGGCGUCAAGGAUGCAGGCUAUUUGUAGACCAAGGACUCCGCCAAGUGAGGAACCGGUACCUCCCCCAGUUGGGCCAAGAGGGAUUUUGGGCAGCCUGACCAGCUUGACACAUUCAGAGACUCCGCCACCUAGUGCUUCUGAUCAUCCUUCGUUGUCGAGUGUGGGUAGACGAGACAGCCAAGCAUCUCAGAGCAGUACAGUUAGCAGCAGCGGUCCCAGCACUGGCCGUCUUCCAGACCCUCCACCUCGCCCAUUCCAACGCCAAGGCAGUCAACAGCAAUCAACAACUGAAGACACCGAAGACACAAUGAAGAACUUACGAAAAACAUUCGCUGGUAUAUUUGGCGACAUGUAAACGCUCUGACUAGAGACCGACUGUUUGCUUUUGAAUCGUCAAAAGCAGACAGGUCAAAGCAAUAUACCUGCAUAAAAGGUGUGUUACUCCACUGCCUAGGGCCAGGUACUUGUGGGAAGUACCUUUGUUAUGUUUAGCCUAGUUGUUAAUUGGAUGUAUAACAGUGUACUCGUUAUUAGACGUUUUGUUAUGGGAUAGAGUGAGACAUUAAGGGGCUAAGCGAACACAUCCUCUUUCCCUCUUCUGUAGUAGUACUUUUACCAAUUGUAAAAUGACAAUAUUAUUGUAAUCCUGCUCCUGCACUCCUCUCUGUAACCGUUUCGUCAACUUAUUGUUAGAUUGUGGGUUGUUCAUCGAUUGUUAGAGCAACGAAUGUUUGUAAUAACGUUUCCAGAGAAUUGUUAUUCGCCAUAGUCCGAAAAUUCUACAAACGCACACUGGUUCAAAACCCCAACUAGCAGAAGUGCGCAACUUUUCCUCCUGGUGCGAAUCCGUACAAUUUUUAGAAGACACGUUGUGCCUUUGUAGAAUUUUUAGUUUAUAGCAGCGAUUCUCUCGGGUUUAUCCUCUUUGGUCCGGAACAGUGAAGUUGCGCACACUGGACCUGAUCGACCCGAAUAAGCCUCAAGAGUAUGACAUUAUGUAAUAAUUAGAUUUUACAUGAUCUGUAGAUUAGAUUUACGUAGUGCGUUGUCUCCUUUAUCACAUUUGUUAGGCCUUGGCGAGUUUUUUACAAAGUUAUCUGUAGCUGGCUACGAUGUUUUCAAAUGAGUGAAUAUAAUAUUAUUAACAUAUUAGGCAAAAGUAUUCGAUUUGCAUUUAAUAUAUUGUAAGCAUAUCAUGUUUGUUUGUGAGAUUCGCUCAGUGUUGACUUGCAUAUCCAUUUAAGUGUGUGCGUUUUUCGUUUUGGAGACAGCAACUCGAGGUUGUGUAGUAGCUCAGCUUACAAAUAAUACGUUCGGGCAUAUUGUAUAGUGUUAUAUCGAUGGAAAUACAAUAAAUGAGUAAAUAAGUGCAAA